GCGCAGUGGCCGCGUCACCAUGGAGUCGCGGGCGGCUGAGGGCCGCGGCGGGCGCGCGGGAAGGGCCUUGUCAGAGCCUAGCAGGAGCUCCCUGGUAGAGGCCGCAUCCAGACCUAAGGGGAGGAAGGAAGAAGAGGUGCAGAGGCCGGGCGCAGCACGUUGCCGAAGCACACCUGAGUGUGCAGGGGUCUCCAAGCAGGACAUCCGGGAACGGAUCUGGGACUACAUGGAGUCCCAGAAUUUAGCUGACUUUCCCCGGCCUGUCCAUCACAGGAUCCCCAACUUCAAGGGUGCUUCUCGAGCCGCAGAGCACUUCCCGCACCUGCCGCCUUUCAGAACCGCCAGGACCAUUAAAGUGAACCCUGAUGCCCCUCAGAAAAGCAUUCGCUUCCUCGUCCUCCAUAGCGGAAAAACAUUGCUGGUCCCUACGCCACGACUGAGGACGGGAUUGUUUAAUAAGAUCACACCACCUCCUGGGACCACUACAGCCGUGCUGAGGAAAUGUGCCACCUCUCAGGGUGUGCGGGACUUCAGCGUCCCCAUCGGCUUAGACUCCAGCGUCCGCGUGGACCUCCUUGUGGUGGGCUCUGUGGCCGUCUCCGAGAAAGGCUGGAGGAUUGGGAAGGGCGAAGGCUAUGCCGAUCUUGAGUACGCCAUGAUGGUGUCGAUGGGUGCCGUGUGCGAGGACACGCCGGUGGUCACUGUGGUCCACGACUGCCAGGUCACAGACAUCCCCGAGUCCCUGCUUGAGGACCACGACCUCUCCGUGGAUUACAUCCUCACCCCCACCCGGGUCAUCGCCACGGGCUGUGUGCGCCCGAAGCCAGGGGGAAUCACCUGGUCCAAGAUCACCAGUGAGAUGCUGGGGAAAAUCCCAGUACUUAGAAGCCUCCGGGACCGAGAGAGGCGCGCGGGGAAGGAAGUCUCCAUUCGGGCUGAGGCCCAGCCCCUGCCGGGACCCCGCAGCAAGCACCCGGCCCCGCGGAGCAGUGCUGGAAGACCCCACGAUGUGCCGCAGCCGGGCACAGGUGCUCUGGGAGCGGCCUGCGGCCCCCCGCGGGAGGAGGACAGCCCCCCGGCUGCCACCGUGUGCGUGGGGAACCUGCCUCCCGGCGCCCGCGUGAGGGACCUGAAGCAGGCGCUGCGGGAGCUCGGGGCGGCGCCCCAGCGGCUGGUCUGGCAGGGUGAGCAGCGCAGGGCCCUGCUGCAGUACCCGCAUGCAGCCGCCGCCCAGCGGGCCGCCGCCGCCCUGCAGGGCCUGCGCCUGGGCUCCUGCGCCCUGACUGUGUCGCCGGCCGGCCCACACGGGCCCACAGGGCCCGGAGAGCGGCCCGGGAGCUAGAGCGGAGCCACGCUCACCGCAGCCCGCACGCCUCGGGAGCUUGAGGGACGCCCGCCGCGCGCGGGCGUGCGAGUCCCCAUCUCUGUUCUGGGCUCCUGGGGCCUGAGCCCGCGUGCCAGCAGCACCCUGGGCACAGCGCACAGGCCAACGUUGAGGGCGUGGAGUGACAGAGGACGGCAGGAGCAGAGAAGAGCCUGGGGCGUGGGGACCCGGUGCUGGCGGGACCGCCCCCUGGGACGCCUCUGGAGAGAGGCAGGGCAGCCCGCAGACACGAUGCUCAGGAGCUCGUCGCUUUUAUACUUGUGGAAAACGGUACAAGAAAAACCGAAGAUCCCGUGCCUGAA
This is a messenger RNA of Dipodomys spectabilis (banner-tailed kangaroo rat), 1686 nucleotides long. RefSeq names its product methenyltetrahydrofolate synthetase domain containing (gene Mthfsd). Gene Ontology annotation, cellular component: cytoplasm. The coding region runs from base 20 to 1342 and encodes 440 amino acids. The record is from RefSeq and is a predicted model, not a curated record. NCBI's taxonomy places the organism in Eukaryota, Metazoa, Chordata, Mammalia, Rodentia, Heteromyidae. The transcript has 9 exons. Gene Ontology annotation, molecular function: nucleic acid binding.